UUCAUCGGGCGACUAGUUUUCGUGAUUUGUUGAAAACAAGUGGCCGCUGAAAAGAGCGAUUCUUGUAUUUUAAAUAAAUAUUUUCACCAGUAAAAUGGCUGACGAUGUUUUGUUUGAACUUCUUCACAUGGAGAUCGUUGCUUACGUGGAAAAUUCGGCAAAGAAAGAUGAGAAGGACCAGUUAGUUGCCAAACUGGAGAAGAUGGGUUACAGGGUCGGACAAAGUGUUGCAGAACGUUUCACCAGAGACACUCCAAGGUUUUCAAGCGAAUUAGACAUCAUCAAAUUCAUCUGUAAAGAUUUCUGGACCAAUGUCUGCAAGAAGCAGAUUGACAAUCUGCGGACAAAUCACCAGGGGGUGUAUGUUCUUCAAGAUAACAAAUUUAGGUUUCUCGUUCAAAUGUCUGCAAGUAAACAAUACCUUGAGGCAGCACCAAAAUAUCUAGCAUAUACAUGUGGUCUUGUUCGUGGAGCUCUUGCCAACUUAGGAUUAAAUUGCAUUGUGACAGCAGAGGUCAGCACUAUGCCAGCAUGUAAAUUUCAAAUCAUGAUCCAGAGAUCGUAGCCCUUAUGAAGUUAGCUCAGGAAGGAAGACAAGUCCUAUGGAUUUGCGUCAAGAGACGACAUCUUCCAACAAAGGAUUGUGAAGAUAACCAAGCUCAUGGUAACCCCAAACUUCCUUUGUGUUUCAAACUCUGAAAAUAAUAGUGGCUUCUUAGCACUCAUAUCUUUUACUCAGUGAAGCUGAAGGCGCUUCAAUGUUCAGUAUUUUCCGGCCAGGUUUGUGGGACUACGUUUGAAGUUUGAGACUUACUCCUUUUACAUAGCACCAUGAUCUUUUCAAUAAGUGCACUGGGUU
Messenger RNA from Asterias rubens (European starfish), 859 nucleotides. Its product is annotated as trafficking protein particle complex subunit 6b-like. The record is from RefSeq and is a predicted model, not a curated record. Gene Ontology annotation, biological process: endoplasmic reticulum to Golgi vesicle-mediated transport; regulation of GTPase activity. Lineage: Eukaryota; Metazoa; Echinodermata; Asteroidea; Forcipulatida; Asteriidae. The transcript is spliced from 5 exons. Gene Ontology annotation, cellular component: cis-Golgi network; TRAPP complex; trans-Golgi network. The coding region runs from base 95 to 565 and encodes 156 amino acids.